Molecule: messenger RNA, 4389 nt
Organism: Huiozyma naganishii CBS 8797
Lineage: Eukaryota; Fungi; Ascomycota; Saccharomycetes; Saccharomycetales; Saccharomycetaceae
Gene: LTE1
Product: mitotic regulator LTE1
Exons: 1
Coding region: 1-4389 (1462 amino acids)
Biological process (GO): positive regulation of GTPase activity; Ras protein signal transduction
Cellular component (GO): plasma membrane
Molecular function (GO): guanyl-nucleotide exchange factor activity
Source: RefSeq, a predicted model, not a curated record
AUGGAUAUAUUCAGCAAACCAGAUUACUACCCUGUACCUUCAGACGCUGUGAUCAGCUAUGUGGAGCAGCCUGUCACGCGGAUGAGAAAAUCCGUGACGAAGUCCGAUAUUUAUGCACUUCUCGUCUACCUGUCUUCCCCAAUCGAUCCCGUGGACUACUCAAUAAUUGCUGAUUUCUUCCUCAUCUACAGGAAUUUUGUUACACCGUUGCAACUGUACGAAUACUUGAUUCUGAGGUUUUGUUGGUCGAUAAAUGAAAUAUGCCAGAGGGAUUCCGAGCCUAUUGAUUCAGAGAGAAGGAAGAUCGGUCAGAUUGCAUUGACGCGAACGUUUGUUUUGAUAAGGCAUGGCGUGCUCAAUCAUUUUAUAGAGGAUUUCCUACUCGAUACAGAACUGCGACUGACGUUCACAAACUUUCUGAAUACCGACUAUGGGAGUAGCCCGCAAACGGUGAAAAAUGCGAUAGUAAACCUAAAGAAAGCUUGGUGCAAAAGUGUCCGAGAGACUUGGGAUGAUGUGAAACUCGAGGAACCGUUGAACGUUCAACUACCAGGAAACGAAGAACCAGAUAAUUGGUUAUUCUAUAAAGUCAAAGAUAUUACACAACUAAAUGAGAGGGGGAAAAGAGACAGCCGAUUGAGCAUUCUAGCAUUACAGAACUUAACAAACCCUGAAUUCAGGAACAGGAGUGUGCUCUCACUAUACAAGGAGUUAGAUACAGCUAAAGCAUCCAAACUACAAAAAAUUAAGGAGUUUAAUCCCCAUACUGCAUCAAUGCUAUUAUUCCCGAGAGAUAACCUAUCGUCAGCGAAAGACACAAGCAUAACAGAACCAGCAGAUAUCUCAACGAAACUAUCACAGGAUAUUCCCGAGAAACAAAGACCUCUAACCACUCGUCUAUCGCGAUUGCCGCAUAUGUCCAAAACUUUCAAAGAUUUGGAUUACCCUUCGUCACCGACGGUAAAUAAUAUAGUACCUCCAACGCCAGCAAGGAAAGUAGAGUUUAUCUUAAACUCUCUGUACGUGCCUGAUGAUGUUGUUGAGAAAGAUAACAGAAAUGAGGAUCAAGAACUUCCUCCCUAUGAUCCAACUAUUCGAACGCAAAAGAAAAGUAAACCAAUGCAGAGAACGAGUUCGUUUCGUUCAUUGACCCAUUCCUCGAUUCAUAUGGGCCCAAUCGGCUUGCUAGCCAAGUGGAAGAGCAAUCAUAACAAAAAUAAAAACAGCACACGUACCUCAACGUCGCAUCAAAAUACAUCUAUCCAGAACUUACAUUCAUUUAAAAACAACACAACUAAACCUGAAAUGGAUACAUUUGUCAAAUACGUGAUUUCCAUAAGUUCGUUAGACAAUCAGAAUAAGGACCCGAACGAACUGAUUAAAUCAGAUUCUUCCAAAUUUGAUAUACUAAGUGCCAGAACUAUAGACGAAGUAGAAUAUUUAUUGUCAUUAGAAAAUAACCUUCUUCAACAAAUGAAACAAAUAGAACCUGAGGACUCGAUAAAUGCUGAUAUAGGAUCGAAAAUUUAUAAUAGCGAAGUAAACGGUGUUGCUGAAUCUAGAGAGGAAAACAGUAGACCCAACCCAAACUUCAGUGCAAUGGAUAAUUUAGAUCUGUACCAAACCGUAAGCUCAAUUGCCCAAUCUGUCCUUUCUCUCACAAAUACCCUCAAUGCCAGUGUUUCAAAUCAGCAAAAUAUCUCCUCUUCAGCCAAGGGAAGGAGAAAGGCCAACAGCACAGCAGCCGCAUUUUUUGGUCAAAAAAAUAAUUCAUCAACCUUCCUACUGGAUCAUCAAUAUUCUAAAGAACUGUCCAAGGUCAGUACCAAUGAAAGAGGGAUCCCAGGUCCUAUUGAUAAUGACGGCCCUCAAAAACUGAUCUUCCAUGCAUCACCGUACGGCACCCCAAGCAAAUCGUCUUCAAUACGAUCUGAUCUAAUGGCACCACAUCCGACACAAAUAAACCAUUCUCCGUCAAAGAUCAAAAGAAGUUCUUCACCUUUAAAGAACACUCUGGCCGAUUUGCAAGAACUUGUGCACGACGAACAAGAAAGCGAGGAUGAUAAUCCAUCGAACGAACAAAUGAAAAUUGAGGACAGAAAUUCACUUGAUACUAGCAUCUCAUAUGACUCUGAAAUAUCCGAGAUGAGUGGAGAAAAGAGGAAAACAACAAGACGGCAACCAAAUGGCAUGCUGCUAAAACUACGCGAUGCUAACCAACCAGAUUUACGAAAGAAGGAAGCUUUUGAAAAUUUGAGGGAAUUCACGUUUGAAGGCAAAGAAGACGAUAACGACGUGAAGCAUUCAACUUCCGACGAUGAAAAUACUAAUAAAGAAAUCGGCGAUAUUACAGAGAUAGAUACUCCGCAGCUUGCUCCUCAAGAAGAUGAUAUUGCAACACCCAACACGGCAGCUAAUAGUUCAAAUGUUCUACAAGACACUGAAAACCACGCAUAUCCUACGGAACACAACAUUGAUUCCGAUGACUCGACCAGCUUUGAUAAUCGAUACAGCUUCUUCUCCACCAACGAAAUGGAUGCUGAGAACUCUAGUAUAAUUGCCGAAAUACGGCCGGCCAGUGGGAGAAUUAGCAUUACUAAAAGACCAAGUAGAGCUGCGACAAAAAAAUCGAGCCCGUUGAAGGCUUCUAUUUUUCAUAUGAGUAUGAAUGACGGCGAUUUUUUGAGUAAAGACAAGGCUCUAGAGGAGAAUGAAAGAGAACUUGUAAAGGUUGAAAAUAAGCUAAUAGCCAGGACUUCAGCUACCACCAGUAUCACCACAAGUGCUCUGUUUGGUUCUAAAACCUCCAGUCCGAGAAAAGGCCCAGCUAAUGGAAACACCCCUGACAACCCAAGAAUUAGACUUUCUAUAGCCCCCAGUAUCCAAUCGAUCGUUAGUGGGGGGUCGUUUUCUACUUUUUCUUCCUUUGAUACAAGCUCUCAUAAAACUGAAAGUUUGAGGACCAAGUUUCAAAAUGGCUUGAAAAAAGAGAAUACCGAAAUGGAUACUAGUAGUACCAACAAGUACUUCUUUGAACCUGAUACAGGUAGUUUUGACGGGGCAUCUCCCUUGAAGAAUGUUGAAUUAUUAAAGAAGAAAUUCCUGAAAACGGAUCAAGUAUUAGAAGAAUCUGAAAACAAGAUACCUAAACACCCAUCUAGAAAAGGGUCUGAGGCCCCCUGUUCUGUUGCUAAACACCUGACUGCAGAGAUCAACGAAGAUACUUUAAAGAACAUUGCUGAUCUCACGGACGACUCAAUAUCAACCGAUCCUCUAACCAUGGCAAUGAUGAAAUUGGAGGGGACCUACACCAAACAUAAUAACAAAUUAAAGAUGGCGAGUUCUCCUAACCUGCCUGAACAUGUAAAGAGCAGAGAAAUGAUGGAUAUGCCAAGUCUGAUGCAUAUACCUGCCUCACCCUCAGAAAAAAGAAGGUCCCUAUUGAUAGAAAGGAGAAGACAGACAAUUAUGCAUAUACCGUUCACACCUGAGCCCAAUGAACGAGGGAAAGCUACACCAUUAAACCCAAGUAACUCGCCUAUUCGACCAGCCGAUGUACAGACUCUUUUGAAGAAUUACGAAAUGAGUGAUCCAAAUUUACUAAUAUCAAACAGAGAAAAUCACAUUCCCUUCAUUCUUACUUAUGAUUCACUGUCGAUUGCCCAGCAAUUAACGCUGAUAGAAAAGGAAUUGAUGGCUGAAAUCGAUUGGAAAGAUCUACUAGACCUGAAAAUCCAAUACCAGGGGCCACCCAUCACCAGCUGGCUGGAACUAUUAAUACAGAACGAACAGCUCUCUGGGAUUGAUUUGGCGAUUGCCAGAUUUAAUUUAACUGUGGAUUGGAUUGUUUCCGAGAUUGUGUUAACAAACGACGUCAAACUAAGAAGGAACACAAUCCAGCGGUUCAUUCAUGUUGCCGCACACUGCGAGGAAUUCCAGAAUUAUAACACGUUGAUGCAAAUUGUCUUAGCUUUGAGCUCAACAGUUGUGCAAAAAUUCAUUGAUGCAUGGAGACUGAUAGAACCCGGAGACCUGCUCGUUUGGGAAGAACUGAAACAGAUACCUUCUUUAGACAGAAACUACUCCGCUAUAAGACAGUUACUGAACGGCGUGAAUCCAAUAAAGGGUUGCAUCCCAUUCAUCGUAGUUUACUUAUCAGAUCUAUCACUCAAUUCAGAGAAGAGAAACUGGAUAGUACCCGGCAAGGUUUUCAAUUACCACAAGCAUGAUACCAACGUUCAAAUCGUGAAACACUUCAUUCAAAGGAUACAGUGGUCCAAAUCUUACAAAUUCAAAGCAGACCACGAACUGCUCAGCAAAUGUGUCUAUUUGAGUACUUUGACAAGAGAGGAGACAGAAGAACUAAACUCUACCGCACAGCGCAUAUAA